GACCGGGACGUGCGAGGGGCUAGGAGCCGUUUUAAAUCUGGAUGUAUAGUAGGACCAAGUGACACAGUAAACACUGAGCUAGAAGAGCUGCUCUAUCUAACACUGCAGCCAAAGCCGACACGGCUCUGAUAAAUUACAAUGGUUUUAAUAUACAUAAUGACGCUUCAUAUCGCAGGUAUACUGACUGAAUAGCUUUCGAAACGAAUGAUGGCAGUUGUCGACUUUCUGCUUGGCGAUUUUAAAUUUAGUCAUUCCCGUGUAGUUAGUUUUAAAUCAACAGAUCUACUGAGAUCGGAUUAAUUUUCAUCUGGCACCUACCUUUUUAUACAUAUAUAUUUUUUGUUUUCUUUUAAGGAUCUGUGUGGUCGAUCACUUGCAAAAUUGUAAUUGCGAAUGGAUUCCAGUUUGCUUAUUUGAACGGGAAGUGGACGGGUCAAGUGGGAGCACGAAUUGCUCCCGAAGAGGAAGAAAUACCACUGGAAUUACAGUUCGCUAAUUUGGGAUUAAGUUGGCAGUUUCUGAAGAAAUAGAACUAACAACAGUGUGAAUGAACAAGAGAAUGUAUGCAAUAAACCAGCGUUGUAUUUACAUAUCUUUUCAUUUCUUCGUGCUGUGGUGUAAUGCUCAGGGGGAGAAUCACCCGUCUCCUAAUUUUAACCAGUAUGUGAGGGAGCAGGGCGCAGUGACUGACCAGCUCAGCCGACGACAGGUCCGGGUUUACCAGCUGUACAGCCGGACCAGCGGAAAACACGUCCAGAUUCAAGGCAAGAAGGUCACCGCGACAGCAGAGGACGGCAAUAGUUUUGCCCGGCUCUUUGUAGAGACGGACACCUUUGGGAGUCGAGUUCGCAUCAAAGGCACCGAAAGUGGCCGCUACCUCUGCAUGAAUCGAAGGGGGAAGCUGGUGGGAAAGCCUAAUGGGAGGAGCAGAGACUGCAUCUUCACUGAGAUUGUCCUGGAGAACAACUAUACUGCUUUCCAGAACACUAAGUAUGAAGGCUGGUACAUGGCCUUUACCAGGAAGGGAAGGCCCAUCAAGGCCUCCAGAACCAGGGAGAACCAAAGGGAAGUACAUUUUAUCAAAAGACUUCACAAGGGCCCACUUCCCUUCCCUAAUAUGGACCGGCCCAAACAUUUUGAGUUCAUCAGUUUUCCACCAACUCGUCGAGCCAAACGCAACCGGAAAUCAAGGAUGUCGCCUUAGUGCCAGAGGACCAGUACAUCGGUUUGGACUGAGUUUGCAUUUUUUUUUUUUAAUAAUAAGAGAAAGAUACCAUUUUAUUUUUGUAUUUUUACUACUAAAUGCUUGAACAGAACAAAUGAUGUAACAGAUGAUAAUGUAAAAUGAUAUGAUAACUGUAAAUAAGGUAAGAUAGAAAAUGAAAUGUAUAUAUUUAAUAUUUCUGAGAGUGUGUUCGUAUGUAUGCCAGCGCUUUGAAGUACAGUAACUGGAGAAUUUAGUCAAAUAAACCUUCUGCCUCAAUGGAAAUCAGUACUUGUUUCCAUGACUAACUAUUAUGCUCCAUAGGACCAGCUGUAUAAUUUUGAAUGUAACCUUCAUUUUAAAUCAUGGUCAUAUAAUGUUGCAAUGUCUGUGCCAGUUUGUGAUGCUACUUUUUAAAAAGGUAUAAAUUUGACUAUAUUUUGCCAUUCAGGUUGUACUUCAGGUUGAGUUUAAGUAAAAGAAUGAUACCCUA
Messenger RNA from Brienomyrus brachyistius, 1697 nucleotides. RefSeq names its product fibroblast growth factor 17 (gene fgf17). NCBI's taxonomy places the organism in Eukaryota, Metazoa, Chordata, Actinopteri, Osteoglossiformes, Mormyridae. Gene Ontology annotation, molecular function: growth factor activity; type 1 fibroblast growth factor receptor binding; type 2 fibroblast growth factor receptor binding. The transcript is spliced from 5 exons. Gene Ontology annotation, biological process: positive regulation of gene expression; positive regulation of cell population proliferation; positive regulation of protein phosphorylation. Gene Ontology annotation, cellular component: cytoplasm. Bases 548 to 1204 code for a protein of 218 amino acids. The record is from RefSeq and is a predicted model, not a curated record.